Molecule: messenger RNA, 1600 nt
Organism: Camellia sinensis
Lineage: Eukaryota; Viridiplantae; Streptophyta; Magnoliopsida; Ericales; Theaceae
Product: Protein kinase superfamily protein
Biological process (GO): protein phosphorylation
Molecular function (GO): ATP binding; protein tyrosine kinase activity
Source: RefSeq, a predicted model, not a curated record
GAAUCGUUUGCGUUUUGCCUCAAAACUGAGAUAUAGACAUAGAUAGAGAGAGAGAGAGGGAGAGAGAGAGAUAAAGAAACAACAGAACAAAAAAAAAAAAACCCAUAUAUGUAAUUCUCUCUCAUACCUAAGCUGGUUUCUCUCUUAUCUCUCUCUAUCUCUCUCUCACAGAUUCAGCCUCUGAUUUCUUUUGUUGGGUCAAUUUGGAUUUGCAGAUUUUUGUUAUAUGGAUUUGCUUGGAUAAAUUCAUUCAAGAGCAUUUUGUUGCGUAUAUGGCUUAUUAAAUCUAGUGCUUGAGACUACUGUGCCUGAUAAUUGAACUAUGUUGUGCUGCGGCGGAGGGGAAGAGGAAAAUGACGGACCGCCCGUGAAUCAAUACACGGCCCCACCUAGAGGGGGGAAUCCUUAUGGUGGUGGUAGCGGAAGAGGAGAGCCAAAGAGUUCUGCUGCUGUAAGAAGUGGAGCUCCUCAGAAAGUUUUACCCAUUGAGAUACCAGCUUUUCCAUUGGAUGAGUUAAACAAGUUGACUGGCAACUUUGGACAAAAAGCUUUGAUUGGGGAAGGUUCAUAUGGCCGGGUCUUUUUUGCAACAUUAAGCACUGGCCAGCAGGCAGCAAUAAAAAAGCUGGAUACCAGUUCUUCACCCGACCCAGAUGAUGAUUUUGCUGCUCAGUUAUCGAUAGUGUCAAGACUUCAGCAUGAGCAUUUUGUGGAGUUGAUGGGGUAUUGUUUGGAGGCAAAUAAUCGGAUCUUGGUGUAUCAAUUUGCAACAAAGGGUUCUUUACAUGAUGUAUUACAUGGAAGGAAAGGUGUACAAGGGGCUGAACCAGGUCCGGUUCUUAGUUGGAGCCAGAGAGUUAAAAUUGCUUAUGGUGCAGCAAAAGGCCUCGAGUAUCUACACGAAAAGGUCCAGCCUCCUAUUGUUCAUCGUGACAUCAGAUCAAGCAAUGUCCUACUGUUCGAUGAUUUUUUGUCCAAAAUAGCUGAUUUCAACUUGACAAAUCAGUCUUCUGACACUGCUGCUCGACUGCAUUCCACAAGAGUUUUGGGGACAUUUGGCUAUCAUGCUCCAGAGUAUGCCAUGACAGGGCAGAUAACUCAGAAAAGUGAUGUUUACAGUUUCGGAGUUGUUCUUCUAGAGCUUUUAACAGGGAGGAAGCCAGUAGACCAUACAAUGCCCAAAGGACAGCAAAGUCUUGUCACUUGGGCAACUCCAAGACUGAGUGAGGAUAAAGUGAAGCAAUGUGUUGAUCCCAAGCUAAACAAUGAUUACCCACCGAAAGCAAUUGCCAAGAUGGCAGCAGUUGCAGCACUUUGUGUUCAAUAUGAAGCAGACUUCCGGCCAAAUAUGACAAUUGUCGUCAAGGCUCUCCAGCCGCUUCUCAACUCGAAACCAGCAGGCCCAGACUCUCAAGCAUAGUAGAUGUAUGAUCUCAAAAAGUAGUCGAAGCACAGUACUUUUGUAUCUUUAAAUUUGCUCUCCACUGUUUGAAAUUCUUGUUUGAAUUGUUCUACUUCAGUUAAGACACAGUUUCAACCAUUAUUAACUGUUUCCAGGAAUAGUUUUUAUUUAUUUGUGCCAAGUCUUAAUAAAACUUAA